UGGCCCUUUAAACCUCCAGCUGGUUGGCGCGACUCCUGCGGUGGCAUUUAACGGAGUGGGCUGACGUCACUAAACUUUUCCAGUGGCGUGUGUGUGUGUGUUUGUGUGUGGAUUAUGAGAGAGUGAGUGUGUGGAAGACAGUCCACUGCUCAGGACGGGCAAAGGAUUCCUGUUGUUUCGAUAAGUGCGCUCGGAAAGUAAACGCUUUGAGUCAAGACUGAGAACAUCGUGGAUUGUUUUUGUACAUCUCUUCCCUGUGGAAAAGAAACUUCAAGCCCUGAAAAGUAGAGGUGGCACAUUCCAAGAAAUCGCAAGUGAGACGGGAGCGUUUUCAAGCAUGAACCGGGCAUUUAACAGGAAAAAAGAUAAAUCAUGGAUGCACACUCCAGAAGCACUGGCUAAGCAUUUUAUAGCGUACAAUGCCAAGUUUCUGGGGAAUACAGAGGUUGAUCAACCCAAAGGUACAGAAGUUGUGAAAGAUGCUGUCAGAAAGCUCAAGUUUCAGAGGCACAUUAAGAAGUCAGAAGGGCAGAAGAUCCCAAAAGUGGAAUUACAAAUCUCUAUCUAUGGAGUGAAAAUAUUAGAUCCUAAAUCAAAAGAAGUACAUUACAACUGUCAGUUACACCGGAUAUCCUUCUGUGCAGAUGAUAAAACAGACAAAAGGAUAUUCACGUUCAUUUGCAAAGAUUCAGAAUCCAACAAACAUCUCUGCUAUGUGUUUGACAGUGAAAAAUGUGCAGAGGAGAUAACUUUGACCAUUGGCCAAGCAUUUGACUUGGCAUACAAGAAGUUUCUGGAAUCCGGGGGAAAAGAUGUAGAGACAAGGAAACAGAUAGGAGGCCUGCAGAAAAGAAUUCAAGAUCUUGAAGCUGAAAAUUCAGAGUUGAAGAAGCAGUUACAAGUCUUAGAGGAGCAACUAAUGAUUGCUCAAGUUCCUCCUCUUCUUCAUAUUAACUCUUCUAAUGAGGCGUAUAUGCUUCAGAGACCCUCCUCUCUCUUCUGGUGUCACAAUGUGACAUCGUUCUCUUGUCUCGAAAUCUCUUCUGUUACACUAACGCCAAUGAGCUCACCUGACUCUAACCUUUCUGCUGGUCUUCUGACUCCUCCACCUGCUAAACCAGCUCUGUCAAAACCUUCCAGUGGAGACAGCAUUCUUCACCCUCCUGGAAACAGCAUAUCCUCAAAGACGCCGACGGACAUAUUUGACAUGGUUCCAUUUUCUCCAAUGACCCCACUGGUUCCUUUACCAGCAAGUAAUGGCUCAGCCCCUCCAACCCCAGCAAGGCCUACAGAGAUGAGAAGAGACCUGUUCGGCGCAGAACCAUUUGACCCUUUCACCUGUGGGGCAGCUGACUUCCCCCCCGACAUCCAGUCCAAGCUGGACGAGAUGCAGGAGGGGUUCAAAAUGGGACUGACAGUAGAGGGCACUGUCUUUUCCCUUGAUCCACUAGAUGGUCGCUGCUGAUGUCAAGAAGAUUGUCACAUUCAUGUUAAACCAUUUGUAUUAAAGUGCCAAACUUGGGUUUACAGUUAAAAUGUCAAUGUCUUAUCUUGCGUUUAAAAAAUAAAAAAAAAAAAAAUAUAUAUAUUUUUUUUUUUAUCUAUUUGCAUUUGAAUUUGGUUUACAAAAUUAUAUUAAAAAAUAAGAAGCAGUAGAUCACUAUUUUUGUAAGAACUAAAACUGAAAUAGUAAUGGAGUUUUAACACCCCUUGCUUGUACAAGCAAUGUAAUUACUAUGUAAGAAAAUGUAAAAUGUAAGAAAGUAUUUCCAAUCGCACACACAAGUUUCACAACCAUUAUCAAACAUCGCAUACAACAAAAAAAAAAUAAAUUCAAAUCUAUAUGGCAGAUAGUAAUUCAUUGUAUAAUGUCAUGCUACAACUCUUAAAACUCUAUUGUUAUUUCCCUUUCCAUUAUUUUGUAUAUAUAUUUUUAACACUUAAUGCAUUACCAUAUGUAAGACAUGGGAUAAAUAACUCCUUUUAUAUUAAAAACAGGUCACAUGUAAAAUUAUGAUAUUGUUUUUGUUUAUUGCAAUGGAUUCAUGAAAGUAUUUUUUAACUUAACAGCAGUGCCAUAAAUUGCAGGAUAAGACUAUUUCCACAUUAACCUGUACUUGUAUUGCUGUUAAUUUUAUAUUAUCUAUUUUAGUAUACUCUUGCACAAGGAAGCACUUUGUAAGAGCUCUGUUCAAGUAUUAUUGUUAAUUCACUUUGUAAGCAUUAUUUUAACCUUUGUUGUUGUAGUCAUUAAAAGGAAACUGUAUAGAUUCUGUGUAAUUUGUUUUAUAACAUGCCUUUCUAAAACCUUCACCUUUAUUAAAUAAGAGACACCUUUUUUGGCAAAUUCAGCAAAUCUCCACCAACAUGCUGUAGUGUUGAAGUAAUUUAUUAAGAUUGGAAAAUAAUAUAUUGAAAGUACAUUAUAAAGGAAUUGUAAAAUUACAGUAAAAUCAUCACGUAGUUCAAAUAUAUUCCUGUUUUGUUACACUUUUUUCCCCCCACACUUUCAUGACUGUCUAAAUAUUUUUUUCAUAUGUAACUGUGUGUGUGUGUGUGUGUGUGUGUGUGUGUGUCUAAAAUGCAUGCUCUUAAACAUAAGUAUAAUGCUUGAAAUGUUAUGUUUGUCACUUUCUUAUGUUUCUUGAUUUAUUUUUUUAAAUGUCAGAGAAUAUUAUAGCUUUGCCAAGUGUACUGCACUUGUCUCAAUUAAAAGUACGUCCUUCUGAAGAGAGCAACAUCUUGGAGCAUGUUACCCCAUUCUUUUUUUUGGUAGGAUGCUGUUUCCCAUCCUUUGAAUGUUUAACAAAAUGUAAGCAGUCUUCAUAGUAGUACUGCAUCAAGAUCAUGCCAUUUUUUCAAUCAGUGCAACUGUUGUGGAAGCUCUCUACAAUUGUUUCCUGUCUGGAUUACAUCUCUACAAAGUAGAAUUCCAUAACAAAAUUAAAACUGGCACAAUCAAAAGCUCCCAUGUUUUUAGAUUUUUUUUUUUUUUUUUUUUUCUAAAUAA
Messenger RNA from Myxocyprinus asiaticus (Chinese sucker), 3010 nucleotides. Its product is annotated as PTB domain-containing engulfment adapter protein 1. The record is from RefSeq and is a predicted model, not a curated record. Bases 338 to 1465 code for a protein of 375 amino acids. The transcript has 12 exons. Lineage: Eukaryota; Metazoa; Chordata; Actinopteri; Cypriniformes; Catostomidae.